This is a messenger RNA of Limulus polyphemus (Atlantic horseshoe crab), 6916 nucleotides long. Its product is annotated as integrin beta-PS-like. Gene Ontology annotation, molecular function: integrin binding. The transcript has 21 exons. Gene Ontology annotation, biological process: cell adhesion mediated by integrin; integrin-mediated signaling pathway; cell migration. NCBI's taxonomy places the organism in Eukaryota, Metazoa, Arthropoda, Merostomata, Xiphosura, Limulidae. Gene Ontology annotation, cellular component: focal adhesion; cell surface; integrin complex. The record is from RefSeq and is a predicted model, not a curated record. The coding region runs from base 224 to 2611 and encodes 795 amino acids.
CAUAUAUGUGUAUAUGUAUUGAUAGUUGGGUGUGUAGUAUUUAGUGUGUGACGUUUUAAUUAAUUUCAAAUGUUUAGAUUAUUGAGUAAGCCGGGGCUCAGAUAAAUGUAGGGCUGUAGAAGAUCUGAGAGCAUUAACGCACCGGAAGAAGUUUUCGACAGGAAGCCAGGCCAAACUAUAUGAUUCAUAUAACGCAAACAUCCGUUGAGCAUGGUACAACACAAUGAAAUAUUUUACCAUUGGAACAGUUAUUAUUUUACUUCAACUGUCAGGAAUAUGUAAAACUCAAGGUAACCAAUGUAAUUCAAAAGAAACUUGUGGAAAAUGUAUAGCUUCUGACUCUGCUUGUGCAUGGUGCAGACAGGAGAAUUUUGAGAGUAAUUAUAGAUGUGAUCUUGAAGUGAAUUUGAAAGGAAAAUGUAAUGAGUCCAAGAUAGUGAAGCCUGAAAAUGAAAUUAAGAAAAUAAAGGAUGAACAACUUAGUAAUAAAGGUGCUUUGGAAGGAGAAGCUGUCCAGAUUAAUCCUCAGAGAGUCCACUUAAAACUACGACCAAAUAUGCCAUUCAAGUUGGAGAUUAAGUGUCGCCAAGCUGUGGACUAUCCAGUUGAUCUUUAUUAUGUGAUGGACUUGUCAAAAUCCAUGGAAGAUGACAAAGAUAAGCUUGCCAGUUUGGGAGGAUUGCUUGCAGAAGAAAUGGGCAAGAUCACAAAGAACUUUCGUCUGGGUUUUGGAUCUUUUGUUGAUAAGAUUGCUCUACCCUUUGUGAGCACUUAUCCAUCAAAGUUGAAAAAGCCAUGUUAUGGUUGUGCUGCUCCAUAUGGCUUCAGAAAUCAGCUGCCUUUAGAUCAAGAUACUAAUCUUUUUGCUGCUGAAGUUAAAAAGGCAAAUGUUUCAGGAAACUUAGAUGCCCCUGAAGGGGGAUUUGAUGCUAUUAUGCAAGCUGUAGUUUGUCAGGAACAAAUAGGGUGGAGAAACAAAUCUCGAAAGUUGUUAGUUUUUUCAACUGACAGUGGCUUUCAUUAUGCUGGAGAUGGAAAGUUGGCUGGAAUAAUUAAACCUAAUGAUGAAAAAUGUCAUCUGGAUGAUAAAGGAUAUUAUACAGAAACCACUACUCUGGAUUAUCCAUCAUUUAGUCAGAUCAAUCGAAAGAUAAAAGAGCAUAAAGUCAAUAUAAUCUUUGCUGUAACAGAAAGUCAGUAUGAAAUCUAUAACAAACUUAGUAAGAAAUUUGAAGGUUCUGGAGUUGGAAAACUUGAUAAGGAUUCUGCUAAUGUUGUGGAUCUUGUUCGAGAUCAGUAUAAUAAAAUAACAGAAACCAUGGAAUUAAAAGACAAUGCACCUGAAAAUGUGAAAAUUACUUAUUAUUCAUCUUGUCUAGGUCCAGAGGGGCAGUUAAGAAAGACCAGUGAGUGCAAAGGAAUUAAAUUAGGUGAUAUGAUUACUUUUCAUGCUGAUAUUGAAGUAGUGUCUUGCCCUAAAAACCAUAAUGAUUGGAAUAGAACGAUUCAAAUUUACCCAGUUGGUUUGAAUGAAGCUCUGAUUAUUGACCUUGAGAUAAUAUGUGAAUGUGAAUGUCAGAAACCUGGAAAGAAGGAACUAAACAGCCCCAAGUGUACUAAUGGGAAUGGUACAUAUGAAUGUGGCAUUUGUAAUUGUUACAAUGGCCGAACAGGAAGAGAGUGUGAAUGUGACUCUCAAAAUAUAGAUGAAACUCUGCAUGAGAAACAGUGUUACCUUGACAACAGCACUGAACCAUGCUCUGGUAAAGGGAAAUGCCAAUGUGGAACUUGUAUUUGUGAUACGAGGCUGAACCCAGCUGAGAAGAUCAGAGGGAAAUACUGUGAAUGUGAUAAUUUCUCCUGUGACAGAGUUGAAGGAAACAUUUGUAGUGGACCUGAUCAUGGUACGUGUGAGUGUGGGAAGUGUAUUUGUCUACCUGGGUGGAAAGGAAGUGCAUGUGAGUGCCGAGAUACUGAGAAGACUUGCUACCCACCUGAUUCUUCAGGACUCUGCAGUGGUCGAGGUAGCUGUGUAUGUGGAAAAUGUGAAUGCUGGACAAUUGACAAGAAAAAAUAUAGUGGCGAUUAUUGUGAGGAAUGCAUCAACUGCCCAGUCAGUUGUGAUUCUCUGGUAAAGUGUGUUCAGUGUAAGAUGUUUCAGUCUGGCCCUUUAUCCCAGGAAGAGUGUGUCCGUUGUAACUUUACACUGGAGAAAGUUGAUGAAGCUGAAGUCAUAAACAAGAACCAGAAGAUUUGUGUUUUCACUGACGAUGAUGAGUGCAAAUUUAAAUUUGUUUAUGAGGCCAAUCAAGAUGCUGUAAAAGUCUGGGCACAAACUGGAAAAGACUGCCCAGAACCAGUCAAUGUAGCAGCAAUAGUGGGAGGUGUUAUUGGAGGAAUUGUCUUGAUAGGCUUGCUGUUGCUUUUAAUCUGGAAGAUUCUAACCUCAAUUCAUGAUCGUAGAGAGUAUGCAAAGUUCGAGAAAGAAAGAGCCAUGGCUAAAUGGCAUGCUGGUGAUAAUCCACUAUACAAAGAAGCUACAACAACUUUCAAAAAUCCCAUGUACAAUGUCUCAAAACAGGGGACUGAAGAGCCUCCUAGCAGUGAUUAACAAUUUUAUUGGUGCAUUUAUUUGUAAAUGAGUCCACCCUUUGUCUUCCUUUAUGAUACUGUAUUGGAAGCUCAACUCUGGUAAUACAUCAUCUAAUAUCAUACUCUAAAGUAUAGAAAGAGUAUUGAAUUUGGAACUUGCUUUUAACUUAAAAAGUAGGUGGGAUGAUUGUCAUGACUUUUAUUCCAUUUUUUAUUCAAAAAAAUUUUGUUAGAAAGAUUUUAUAGGUGUAAUAUUUGUAUUUUAUUGGUUAUAAUAAUAUUUUUUGUUAGCAUUUGUAUGUUGAAAUUAUUUGGUGUUUUUAAUUUAAUUUUUGCGUAGUUUUUGUUAAAUUGAGCUUGUACUUCGCUACACCAUAAAUACAUUUGUUUUUUAAUGUGCCAUUGAAUAAAUGACUUUGACCUUAAAUGUAACAUUACAUGGUAACAUUUUGUAUGGUUAGCAAUUAGUAAAAAUUAUAAUAAUGUCAGUUUUUAAUGUUUAAAGUAAAAAAUUUACACUAUUCUAUUUAAAUUUGUUUAAAAUGAUUGUGAAAUUUACGUUAUAAAAACUUACUUCAUUCCAGAGGAAACAAGUAGUGUUAGGUGAAAUUGUGUAAGUAGUUUAUAGGCUGUUAUAUUUUCUGAGGUGUGUAGACAAAAUUAAAUAUUUUGAUAAAUCAUUUGUUAUUUUUAUAACCCAGUAAUGUUAAUCACAAGACUUGGUUGUUUUAAAGUUAACAUAACUUUGAAUUUCUUAAGUGCAUUACCUUCAGUGUUUUAAAAAUGCAUAUUUUUGUGUAUUUUCUUUUGUGUUUACAGGAUUUGAUUUCUCGUGCUAAUACAAUUUACUUACUAAUUCUGUGCUUUGAAAAAGCCUAGAACUGAAGUGCAUAUACUGUACAUUGCAAAUUUAAUAUGACUAGAAAAAUAAAUGUGCUUAGGCUUACUGCAUUGCAAUAUACAGUAAAAAACUGAAAUUGUAAACUCAUAUGCAAUAAAGAUUACAUGUAUUAAAAUAUGUUAUUUAGUAGCUGAAUUAUGGGAAGGGUUUGAACAUAAACUUUUAGGUAGUGAUGUUUGCUUCAUACUUUAUGCUGCAAGUUGUUUGGUUUUGUGGUUUGAUAAACAUUUCCAAAAAGUAAACUUAAUUUAAUGAGUAAUCAGAUAAUUAUUAUUAAUUUUAUUUGAAACAAGUUUGGUAAUCUGUUUUUCAGGAGGAGGAUUAGUUUGAAUUGGUAAAUAUGUAUAGAUUGAAGAAUAAAUAUUGCAUAAAACUGUAGUAUAAUUUAUAGUUAGACAAAUACAUAAAAAAUAAGACUGUAUAAGUAUUCAUAUUACUGUUGAAAAUUGCUUUAAGAUAUAGAGAUUGUUUAAAUAUUCAUAUUACUAUUAACAAUUGCCUUAAGACACAGAUUGAAAACAAAUGUUCACAUCAGUCUCUUUCUUGAUCCUCCUCUAACUUAUCAAGUGUUUGACCACACUCAUGAUAAUAUGACUAAUUCUGAUGUCAUUCUGUAAUGGUAACAUCUUAAAUUAUCGUUUUAGUUGUCUAACUUUUCAGUGUGUUUAUUUUAAUUGUAAGGAAUAUAAUCAAGAUUUCACAAAUUUAUCAACAGGUUUCUUUGUGUAAAUAGAUUUUAACUGGUGCCUUAAAAUUUAUGCCUUUAGUGUAUGUUUUAUAAUGGGCAAGAGAUUUGGUAUUAUAAUAAAAAUAAUAUGACUGAAAUGUCAUUAAGCUGUUAAUAUUUUCCUCAAAACUACACAUCCACAACCACGUGCCUUAAAAAUUUGUUUUCUGGUUUUAAUAAGACAUAUUUUUACAAUUUGUCUUCAUAGUGAUGAAAGGUUUGUAGUAAGAAUUACUUGUUUUUACAGUUGUUAGGUAUAAGAUAUUUAACUUUACGGCAUAAUAGUUUUUAUUACCUGUUCAUCUUCUUUCUGUAUUAUCCUCAAAACAGUGGUUAUCUUUCAUUAUUUUUUUAAAGCACAUUCCUUUGUUCCAUUAGUGUAGGCUAGUUCAUACAACUGUUCCGUAUCAACCAACACUUUGUACAUUUUAAGAGAACAUAGUUACUAAUUAUUCUUCCACACAUCUUCUUUAUAGUAGGGGUUCCCAAACUAGUAAAUACAUAAUAAUGUUAAGGUACUCAGUAUCACUAUAGAUUCAUUGGGUGUGAUGGUAGUGGGGAGAAUCAGGAUGUAGAAUGUUCUAAGGUGCCUUGUGCUGAUAAAAUUUGGAAACUCCUGCUUUAUAGUAUCAUUUACCACUAUGUCUCUUUUUUUUUUUCUUCUUCUCCUAAAUGAACUUGUGGAAUUUUCAGCACCAGAUAUGCAAGAAUGCUUGAUUUUAGCAUGUUCAGUUAGUGAUUUAACUCUAAUCUGUUCCAACAGGUGGACAAACUCUGACUGUUUUUCAGGUGUGAAUUUUUCUCAACUUUCUAAUGCCCCUUUUUUUCAUACUGGUGUAAUAUAUUUUUAGGGAGUUUUCAUGACUAUGGUGUAAAAUUCAACAAAUAUUUUUUGGUACUUACUGAACUCCUCAAAUAUUUUUCAUAUCAUUGUUUAAUACUGUAAUAUACGAAACUAAAAUGUUUAUAGAAUUGUGAAGAAACUUGUAUUUUUGUUGCCAUUUUGUGCUUUACUACACAUGUAAUUCUUCAAUCUGAAAUUUACUGUCCUCUGAGCAUUAGACUUGAUUUCUUUAGGUCUGAAAGUUGCAACAUGGGAAAAGAGUGAACAUUUUCGAGUUUGAUACUUUUAGUCAUAAACUACAAGUUUCUGAUGGAAAAUGUUUGGAAGUAAAUUUUUCUUAUGGGUUUUAUGAUGAAUGUGAAUAGCAAAAGUCCAAAAGAACUUCAGGUCUAAGGAAUAAGAUCAAAGAUGUACAGCAUUAGCAUUUCCAUUAAGAUAUUUUAUAAAUCCUGCUCUUUCUAUUUAGCUUAAUACUCACUGCACAAGAUAGUCACUUGGUGAAACUUUGCCAUGAUAAUUGAUAAGAAGGCAGGAUUAAAACAAAUAUGAGGUUACUGUUCUCUGAAGUCUAUAAACAAGUUGAGUUAGUAUGCUCUUUUGUUUCAAAUUUUAAACACAAUCCUGCCUUACAUUUUGAACUAAAAGUUACGAUAUCUUGCCCUACCCGUUUUGCAAUGUUCUCGAGGUUUCUUAUUUAAAAAUUUGCAUUUUCAUUGUCUGGAGACUGUAGUUUUUCUUUAAAUAUGUCAUGCCUUGCUGAUUAUGAUAAGAAAUUUGCAAAAAAUUGUGAUAUUGAAGAUGGAUUUUUUCUGUUAAAACAAUAGUGAAUCAGUGAAAUAAUAAAUGUUCAAUGAUCAAUCAUGAAUAUAUAGUUUUUAUCUAUUAGCCAUUGAAUUAAUUUCACUAAAUUAUUAUUUUAAUUCCACUUUGUAAGUACUUUUACAUUUGUAACUACAUGAGGCAGGACUUGUGCUAUCAAACCAAUACUUGUUUCUCUGUCUGGCAACUGAUAAGUCACCAACAUAUAGACCAGCUGAUCACUGCCAAAAUAAACAGUGUAUACUGAUAACUGCAGAGUAUUUUAACAAUAAAGGGUACUUACUGCAAUUCAGUUUACUUUUUAUUGUAUAUAAAAAAUGAACUAAGUUUAACAUAAACAUCUGUUUUGAAUGUAAUUACAUUACUCCUACAUUAUAGCUAGUACACGAAUAUCAUAACUGAAAAAAUCUUCAUGCUGUACGUGCGUCUAAAAACAAACUUGUCAUAGGUUUGGAAAGUGAUAAAUGUAAUUGUCAUGGCUAAAAUGAAAAUAGAUAAUAAACUGCCCAAAAUUAACUUUAAUUCUUUAGUUUGUGGCACAUGCCAUACCAAAUAAUGUAUGAUGUGAUUUUUAGGUCUUAAUUUGAAUCAUUUAGUAUACACACACUUAACACUUCUGUAUUCACUCUUCAUGAUACAUCUUUUUCUUUGACUCUAUCUGAAAAAAAGUGGAGCCAAAAACAAUAUUUAGGUCUUUACCCAUAGAGUUGAAAGAUGAUCACUGUUGCAAUGUUAUACUGAGAGAAGGAACAUGUAUUAAAGCAAAUAUGAUAAGAUAAUUCAAAAGUGUAUGUGAUUAUAAAUAUAGGGUGCCAAAAUUAUUGAAUAUUUAAUACAAUAGAAUGCAAUCAAAUUAUGCAACUGUGUUAUGCUUGUUUAAACCAAGAUGUGCAUUCUAGAGUAGAUUUUUCUUUCCAGUAAUAGAUUGGUUAUUAAAAAUACUUUACCAUAAAUAAGAAAAACAUAUACUAUUAUCAUGCCAUUUUGUAUGGUCAAGAUUAUGAUAAGUAAAUAAAUAAAAACUUGCUGUGUG